This is a messenger RNA of Clavispora lusitaniae ATCC 42720, 2559 nucleotides long. RefSeq names its product OPT family small oligopeptide transporter. Gene Ontology annotation, molecular function: oligopeptide transmembrane transporter activity. Gene Ontology annotation, cellular component: plasma membrane. Lineage: Eukaryota; Fungi; Ascomycota; Pichiomycetes; Serinales; Metschnikowiaceae. The record is from RefSeq and is a predicted model, not a curated record. Gene Ontology annotation, biological process: transmembrane transport.
AUGACAGUAGAAAUGUGCCAAAGAAUGUUUCUUGGCAGCUGUCAAAUGGGUGUCUGUCUUGGCCUCGGAAAAACUCUCAUGCAAAGACUUUUUACGAUGUGCACAUGCAUCUUGUGUAAAAAAGACCCAUCGGAAGUGUGGCGUUUGGGCCUCCCCGUUUCCCAUUAUUCAAAUAGACCUGAAAAUCUUGAAGCAUUUCCAUCUCACAAAUUAUCAUCUCACACAUUAUCGAUGGCUGCUUCUACAACUUCAAUUUCGAGCUCUUCUGUUGGAAGCACAAAAAAGGCUCGCUCGCACGACAUUAAUGUCACCGUUACCCAAAGCAUAGACCCUGAGAAAGUUCAACAAGAACUUGAAAAAGAUGACUGGCUGUUUCACGAGGGAAAUGUGGAAGAAUUAGAAAACUCUCCGUAUCCAGAAGUCCGUGCUUCUGUCACGUUGGACAUUGAUAUGCAUGUCAAGCUCAACCAUUGGAGAACAUGGUUUUUGACCAUUGCGUUUGUCAUUGUUUUUUCUGGGGUCAAUGUCUUCUUUUCCUUGCGCUAUCCCUCCUUGUCUAUUGGUUUUAUUGUGGCCCAGGUGGUUUCAUAUCCAAUUGGUCGUGGUUUGGCUUUGCUUCCCAACUACAAGCCGUCUUUUUUGCCGGAUUUUUUUCAAUUAAAUCCGGGUCCCUACUCAAAGCAAGAGCAUGCCUUGCUCACAAUUGUGGUUUCGUUAACCACCUCCACGUCUUAUGCCAUGAACAUCUUGAAUGCCCAAACAAACUUCUAUAAUCAAGACCUCAAUGUGGGAUACAUGAUCUUGUUGGUCUUCUCCACUCAGCUUUUAGGUUAUGGCGCUGCAGGUUUGACUCGGAGAUGGAUCGUGUACCCAGCAUCGAUGAUUUGGCCCCAGACUUUGGUGACCACUUCCCUUUUCAAUACUUUGCACUCCAACAAAAACGAUGUCUUGAAUACUAUGAAAGCUAAUGGCUGGUCCAUGUCGCGUUACAAGUUCUUCGUUUUGGUAUCUAGCUUCAGUUUUGUCUUCUACUGGCUUCCAGGAUAUUUGUUCAAGUCCUUAUCGUACUUCAACUUCAUUUGCUGGAUCUGGCCCAAGAAUAUUGUUGUGAACCAACUUUUUGGUGUCGAAUCUGGAUUGGGAAUCAUUCCCAUUUCCUUUGAUUGGACUCAGGCAACCCAGGCCACAAACACUUCUCCUUUGGCAACACCAGCAUGGGUUUCUGCCAACACUUACGCUUCGGUCUUCAUUUUCUACAUCCUUUUGUUGCCAAUCUUGUACUACACAAAUACCAUGUACGCCAAGUACAUGCCAAUGAUGUCGACAACCACUUACGACAACACAGCCAAAAAGUACAAUGUCAGCAGAGUUCUCACGAAAGAUCUCGUAUUCAACAAGGAAGGAUACAAGGCGUAUUCACCAUUGUUUGUGCCCUUUUCAUACUUGCUCUCAUAUGCCCUUAACUUUGCAGCCGUGAUUGCGAUUUUUGUUCAUUGUGCUUUGUACCACGGCAAAGACAUUGUCAGGAAGUUGAAAGACCAGAGACAUGGAGGCGAAGACAUUCACAAAAGGUUGAUGAACAACUUCAAAGAGGCGCCAGAUUGGUGGUACUUGGUUUUGCUUGCCGUUUCAAUUGUGCUUUCCUUCGUUACGAUUUGCAAAUUCGAAACCCAGUUACCGUGGUGGGGUCUCAUCAUUGCUCUUUUGAUUGCAUUCCUCAAUUUCAUUCCACAAGGAUUGUUGGAAGGAAUCACCAACCAGCACGUUGGCUUGAACAUCAUCACAGAGCUUGUUGCUGGUUACAUCUGGCCCGGUAAACCAAUUGCCAAUAUGAUGUUCAAGCUUUACGGGUUCAUUCCUAUGAGACAGGGCCUUGACUUUUCUCGUGAUUUGAAGAUCGCCCAGUACAUGAAAAUCCGGCCACGGAUCUUGUUUGCUGCUCAAAUAGUGGGCACUUUAGUCUCUUGCUUGGUUAACGUUGGAGUCCAACAGUGGAUGCGCUUCCACAUCCACGAUAUUUGCUCACCCACUCAAUCAGAUGGUUUCACCUGUGCUAACGGUAGAACUGUUUUCAAUGCCUCUAUUAUCUGGGGUGCUGUUGGUCCUGGCAAAUUAUUCAGUCCUGGGAAACGCUACAAUGCCUUUAUGUACUUUUUCCUUAUUGGCUUUUUUGCACCCAUUGUCACUUUCUUUGUCAAGAAAAGAUUCCCUAAGCACUGGGUGGGCAAAAUCAAUGCUCCUGUCUUCUUCACUGGCCCAGGAAAUAUUCCUCCAUCGACAGUCUACAACUACUCGUUGUACUUUAUUGUUUCCUAUGGUUUCAACCACUACAUUCGCAAGUGGUACCGUCUUUUCCACAUGAAAUACACCUACAUUUUGUCUGCGGCCCUUGAUUCUGGUGUCUCCAUUGCCGCAGUGCUUAUUUUCCUUUGUGUUUCUUACCCAGCUGGUUCCCUUAGUUGGUGGGGAAAUAACGUGUACAAGAACACUUAUGACGACGCUUACAAAACCUAUUAUAAAUUGGGAAAGAACGAAACAUUCGGGCCCACCACAUGGUAA